UGAAAGGUGUAUGUAACAUGCGGUGGGUGUGGUGCCUGUGGGAUGCAGGAAGGGUACGCGACCCGGAAGAGCCUCGCCAGGGCUUUAAAAGAACCUCCCCCAGUCGUUUUUCAGCUUAAAUAACCAAGGACAAUUCCGCACCGAUAUCAUCCCGGCCACAGCGUAAAGCGAAGACAUGGAUUCUCUAUGCACCAUCUGCAGGCAAAUCAACUUCGAGGCACUGCGGAACCCGCUGCUGUCGGGCCUGCCCGCCCUGCAGUAGAGCCGCGCGGACACGAGCCGGCACCCGUUCAAGCCCAGGCGAGACGACGCUCACGUCUCCACGGCGCUCGGUUCGUUCUACGAGAUCCUUCGGCGGGCCCCUUCCUGCCGGCUCUGCCGCCUCAUCGGCGACGCCAUAUCGAAUGCAAGGCUCCAGCGGCCUGACGAGCUCAAUACCAGAGAAUACGAGCUCUGUCGGGCGGAAACGUCCUUCUACGGCGUAUAAAACGACCCGAGCGGCAAUAUCUACUUCGUCCGCCGACUGUCCAUCCUCGUCAUGGCCGAUGACUCGUCCACCCAAGACGAUUCUCAGCGGAGCCUGUGCUUUGCCCUCCAGGCGUGCGACGUUGGCGCUGCAGGUAUCCGGGCAAAUGAGCAUUUUGCGGACCCUCGACCCGGGAUCGACAGAAUGGUCUUCGGAGGCCGUCGCCGACCCCUGCAGCUGGACAUGCGGUGGGUUCGCCGCUGGAUCGACAUCUACGAGCAGGACCACGGACACAAGUGCGAGGAGGCCGAUGUCGACCAGCGCGGUGACCGUUUCCCCCUGAUUCGCUUCGUCGAUGUUAAGAAGAAAUGCAUCGUGACCUUAAAGGAUAUCCAUAUCCCCGACUACCGGUACAUGGCCCUCAGCUACGUCUGGGGCGGGCCUCAGGAGUUGAGACUCAUAACCCUCAAUAAGGAUAGGCUGGCAAAGCCGGGAUCCUUAGUGGACGGGGAAUAUGGAAAGUUGCCUCAGACGAUCAAGGAUGCGAUAGUGCUAACCGACGCACUGGCGAUUGAUUAUCUCUGGAUCGACGCGCUGUGCAUCCUUCAAGAUGGUGACUCUGACAAGGGGGUUCAGAUUGCCGCCAUGGCCCAGAUUAUGGCUUUUUCUUCAUCACCGUCGUGGCUGCAUCUUCUCCGAACGUUUACGGCGGCCUUCCUGGUCUCCAUCCGAGAACCCGCUUUGAAGAGCAACGCGAAGUGGCGCUGGGCUGUCCCUCAUGACGACGAGCUUCGCUACUGGAUGACGUACCAGAAGCUAGUGGCCACCUACACCCGCAGGACGUUUAGUUACAGGGGGGAAGUCUUCGACGCCUUCCGUGCCGUCCUGCAGGGUUUGUCGGAUCUUGGAAGAGGGGAGACGUUCACUUGGGGCCUGCCACGCUCCCAUUUCGACGAGAUCCCCGAAGUCCUCUGUUUCGAACAUAACCAUUCCCCUCUCCAAAUCGAGCGCGUUAGGGAGUUGUCAAUGGCAUACGAGGGGAGGAUCCGAGCAUUGCCCACAUGGAAACGCUUCCAGGACCAGCCCGUAACCCCCGACGACCUUGCAAGAGAUCAUCCACGACUUAUAAAAGCACAUCUCAAAACGGUUCCGGAAACGCAAGUUACCUUCUUCUGGACUAGCUCGGCGUUCUUCACCGUGGUAGUCGAAAGCGAUGCCAAGGCAACACGUCGAGCCAAAAUUAAAAGUUCGGACGGAAGCAUUGCAGGCUCAAUGGAAAUCGCAACCGCGACGCCGAAAAGCGAGUAUAAACGCGAGUUCAUUGUCUUGGCAAGCCGAAGAAAUCAGUUUUCGGAACCUGUACUGCGAGUCUUGCUGAUCGAGUGGGGUAACGAUGGCGCUGCAUACCGCAUCGACGACGCCGAAAUCUCGGAAGCGGCAUGGCUAAGGGAACCCUAUGCCCGGAAGUUGAUCCCGCUUAGAUAG
This is a messenger RNA of Gaeumannomyces tritici R3-111a-1, 1951 nucleotides long. RefSeq lists its product as hypothetical. The record is from RefSeq and is a predicted model, not a curated record. The coding region runs from base 539 to 1951 and encodes 470 amino acids. The transcript has 3 exons. NCBI's taxonomy places the organism in Eukaryota, Fungi, Ascomycota, Sordariomycetes, Magnaporthales, Magnaporthaceae.